This is a messenger RNA of Medicago truncatula (barrel medic), 1748 nucleotides long. RefSeq names its product F-box/kelch-repeat protein At3g23880. Bases 69 to 1352 code for a protein of 427 amino acids. NCBI's taxonomy places the organism in Eukaryota, Viridiplantae, Streptophyta, Magnoliopsida, Fabales, Fabaceae. The record is from RefSeq and is a predicted model, not a curated record. The transcript is spliced from 2 exons. Gene Ontology annotation, molecular function: protein binding.
CCGUUGAACUAUUUAAUAUAUUUGUGAGCAAUCCGGAGAAGCUGCUUUGUUAUCGGAAACAAUCAGCCAUGUCUACUCGUCCAUCGCCGGCGUUCUUCUCCGAUGAUCUCCUCGCCGUGAUCCUCUCGUUACUUCCUGUAAAAUCACUUCUUCGUUUCAAAUGUGUAAGUAAUCCUUGGAACACUCUCAUUUCCGAUCCCAAUUUUGUGAAAUUCCAUCUCAUGAAAUCAAAAUCACAAAAUCAAUACUUCACACUAAUAACUCAUCACCUAAAAAUUAUCAAGGGAAAUUCCCCUUAUGGUAGUGACGAUGAAGCUGAGAUUGAUUACAGUAUCAUUCCAUAUCCUAUACCUCGUUUACUCGAUAACCCGUCAUUUACGGUUGUUGCUGAUCCUCACUCUAUGUUGAAUGAAAAAGACUGCUCUGGUAUAGCUGGUUUCUGCAAUGGGUUGAUCUGUUUGACUGGUUAUCGUUUCAUUUAUGGUUCUGCUGAUACUGAAUGUUAUGAGUACUGGCUCCGUUUAUGGAACCCAGCUACUAGGAAAAUAUCUCCAAAAAUUGGUUGUUUUCGUGAUCUUCAUAGUUUCGUCUUCAAUUGUGGUUGUGAUAAUUCCACCGGAACUUUUAAAGUGGUUGCGUCACGUUACAUUCAUGAUCAUUUGAAAAGCGAGGUGAGAGUUUUCAGUUUAGGUGAUAAUGUUUGGAGAAAUAUUGAAAGUUUCCCGGCUGUUCCUCUUCGUUUGGAUUAUCAAGGAUUUGGGCAUACUGAUGUGUUUCUUAAUGGCACUCUUAACUGGUUGGCUGUUCACAACGACAUCCCGAUCACUUGGUUUGGUGAUCCGGCGGUGGAGGAUAUUACUGUUGAGCAGAUUGUUAUUGUUUCACUUGAUUUAGGGACUGAGUCAUACAAACAAUAUCGGUUGCCUCUGGGUUUUGAUGAGGUUCCGACUGAGGAGCCAACUGUUGGUGUGUUGAGGGACUGCCUUUGUUUUUCUUAUUGUUAUAAGAAAACCGAUUUUAUUAUAUGGCAGAUGAAGGAAUUUGGGGUUGAAGAGUCUUGGACUCAAUUUCUUAAAAUUAGUUAUCAUGAUCUUCAGUUGAACCAUGACUUUAGGGAUGAUACGCUGAAGUAUCAUCUUCGAUUCUUGCCAUUGUUUCUUUCUAAGGAUGGUGAUACACUGGUAUUGCGUAGUAGUCUUGAGAGGGAUGCAAUUCUCUAUAAUUGGAGAGAUAAUAGAGUGGAACGAACAAGAGUCACUGUGCAUAAAACAAGUAUUGAUGAUGGAACUAGAAGUAGUUUAUGUUGGAACUAUGCCAAGGGUUUUGUUGAAAGCUUAAUUUCGAUUUGCUGAAACUUGAAAAUGCUUCACAAUGAUGUGGGUUUCAGAACAAAUGCUGGACCGAGGAAAACAAUAAGAUGUCGGGGAAAUUACAAUGAAAGGGAAAAUCUAUGAUCAAGAUCAAUCGUUCUGUUUUUUAUUACAUGUUGGCAUGAAGGACCGAUCCUUCUCCCAUCAUAGGCUGAAUGUAUGUAUCUGGUUUUUUUUUCUUUUUUUCAAGUUACAAUGAAAUAAAAAGAAUCACAUUUUGUAGCAGCCAGACUACAACAAAACCCUCUUACAAGAAGGAUAAAAUGCUUCAAACCCUUUUUAUUUUGUAUAUUCAUUCUGUCGUGUACAAAAAUAAAUAAAGAAUAGAUGAUCAGAAUAAAUUAUCAUGUCUUCUUUCUCUCCUCUCCCUCUUUUGAA